Messenger RNA from Aedes albopictus (Asian tiger mosquito), 2535 nucleotides. RefSeq lists its product as uncharacterized. The coding region runs from base 1 to 2535 and encodes 844 amino acids. The record is from RefSeq and is a predicted model, not a curated record. Lineage: Eukaryota; Metazoa; Arthropoda; Insecta; Diptera; Culicidae. Gene Ontology annotation, molecular function: nucleic acid binding. The transcript has a single exon. Gene Ontology annotation, biological process: DNA integration.
AUGAAUUCCGCUGGUUUCACUCUACGAAAAUGGAGCUCCAACUGUGCCGAGAUCCUUUCAAGCAUUCCCGAGGAACUACGAGAUGAACGAGCUACUCUGGAAUUGGAUUCGUCGUCAUCACCAGUCAAAACUCUCGGCCUCAUUUGGGAACCUGCUACCGACAUGUUUCGAUAUGCUGUGCCACAAUGGAACCCUCAAACUCCAAUCACUAAGCGAAUCGUGCUUUCUGACGCUGCACGGAUCUUCGACCCGCUUGGUCUUAUUGGCCCAGUAGUGGUACAAGCCAAAAUAUUCCUCCAGUCGUUAUGGAAGCAAAGCUGCGAUUGGGAUGAUCCGCUUCCGGAAGAAUUCCAGAACUAUUGGCUUGAGUUUCGUCGGAAUACUAUCGCGCUCGAAUCACUCAAGAUUCCAAGGUGGACCUGUUACACUCAAGGUCUACUCAGUGUAGAAAUACAUGGAUUCUGUGAUGCAUCGGAGGCAGCAUAUGGUGCAUGUUUGUAUCUUCGCUGUGUGUCGAAUAGCGGAGAAAUCAGCGUUCGGCUGAUUACGUCAAAGUCCAGAGUUGCGCCAUUAGAAGACCUGACCCGCAAAAAGAAGAGACAGUCGAUACCGCGCCUCGAAUUAUCGUCAGCUUUGUUGCUGAGCCACCUCUAUGAAAAGGUUACUGGCAGUCUUCAACUCCCGCAUCAAUCAUUCUUCUGGACCGAUUCGAUGAUUGUCAAGUGCUGGUUAUCGUCAUUACCUUCCCGUUGGCAAGUUUUUGUUGGAAACCGUGUUUCUGAAAUACAGCACAUUACCAAGGAAGGCGAAUGGAACCACGUUGCCGGGGUCGAAAACCCUGCCGACAUUCUCUCUCGUGGUACAACGGCUGCUCAAAUACAGCCGUCGUGGUUCGAAGGUCCCAUUUGGCUUCGUCAAGAUCGUUCAACAUGGCCGAAACCCUCGUCAACACAACCACCAAUAGAUAGUGCACUGCUGGAAGAACGUAGCACGAUAUCUCUCCCUUCUCGCGUGACUCCGCCAAACGAACUUUUCUCGCUCCGGUCAUCGCUCACUGAUUUGGUUCGUCUAGUGGCAUGGCUUCGUAGAUUCGUGCACAAUAGCUCACCACGCAAUCGCUCAACUAGGCAGGAAGGACGCCUGUCCCUGAGAGAGUUGGAUGACUCGCUAACUCACCUCGUCCGAAUCUCUCAAAAGGAGAGCUUCCCAGAAGAAUUUGCGGAUUUGACGCGGAGUCGGCAGCUGAAAUCAUCCUCCAAGUUGUCGCUUUUGAAUCCCGUCGUCAUAGAUGGAACACUCCGCGUCGGCGGCCGGCUGGCAAAUGCACCGAUUUCAGAAUUUCGAAAGCACCCGAUGAUUUUGCAUCACCAACAUCCGUUAGCUGCACUAGUAACUCGGCAUUAUCAUCUAAAACUCCUUCAUGCUGGUCAACAACUCCUCAUCGCUUCAGUCAGAGAAAAAUUCUGGCCUACAAAUGCUCGAAAUCUGGCACGCAAGAUUUGCCACCAAUGCGUGGACUGCUUCCGCAGUAAGCCAAAGGUGCAGGAGCAGUUAAUGGCAGAUUUGCCGGCUGUCCGAGUAAACCCCUCAGCAGUCUUUUGGAAGGUAGGAGUAGAUUUGUGUGGUCCCUUCUACAUCAAGUACCCGAUCCGUCGAAGUCCAGCAGUCAAGUCUUACGUAGCGAUUUUCGUUUGCCUAGCGACAAAGGCGGUCCAUAUGGAGAUAGUUGCUGAUUUGUCUACUCAGGCAUUUCUCUCCGCCUUCAGGAGAUUCGUCGCGUGCCGUGGAAAACCACACACGGUAAUGUGCGACAAUGCGACUAACUUUGUCGGCGCCAACAGAGAACUUGAGGACCUCCGUCGUCAAUUCCUGGAUCAGCAAUUCCAGCGCACCAUCACUCGUUCAGCAGAAGAUGAUGGCAUUAGGUUCGAAUUCAUUCCUGCACGUUCUCCAAAUUUCGGAGGAUUGUGGGAGGCGGCCGUGAAAUCGUUCAAGGGUCACUUCCGGAGGACCAUUGGUACUAGGCAGUUGAGCUACGACGAGCUGAACACUAUCGUACAACAAGUUGCAGCCAUACUGAAUUCUCGCCCGCUAACGCCUCUGAGUAACGACCCCGACGACUUUUCGGCACUGACUCCCGGCCACUUUCUGAUCGGAAGGCCUCUAACCGCUGUUCCGGAGCCCGAUCUACAAGGAAUACCGGAGAAUCGUUUGGCUGUGUGGCAAAGGUCCCAAGAGUUCGUUCAGAGGCUGUGGAAAACAUGGAAAACCCACUAUCUGUCCGAUCUCCAUAACCGGACAAAAUGGACGAAACAGCGCGAUAACGUCAAGAUAGGCACAAUGGUGCUUGUCAAGGAGGACAACCUGCCACCACAGCGAUGGCAGCUAGGACGAGUAGCGGAAAUCUUCCCUGGAUCGGACGACAAUGUCCGAGUAGUAACCGUCCGCACAAAGGAUGGGUCCUUCAAGAGGGGCAUUUCAAAAAUUUGUGUGCUUCCAAUUCGGGACAACGCGUCCACAUCAGAAGAGUUCUAA